AUGAAACACCCAACAGACAAAGAAAAGAUCCCCCUCCUCAACCCCCGCCCCUACUACGGCACCGACUGCAUCGGCCGCCGCACCCACGGCCUCGCCGUCUCAGAAGAAGGCCACCUGUACCAAUCCUACGGCGUAAUCACAGAAAUAAUGGAGCUCCCGCUGUUCGUGUUCGUCGAGCCCGAGAACGCCGCUGCAGCUGCAGGAUUCAAGCCGUUCACGUACAAUGCGCUGAUGGAGAAGUGCUGUAGGCUGAAUAUUGCGCGCAAUACGGGCAGGCUUGCCUAUUGUCCUGUUAGGAGUGGGGUUUGCCGUGGGGGCGUUUGGUUGGCCCCUGCUGGGGAUUUGUUGGUUGGGGUUGGGAGGAUUGUACAGGUUAAUAGCCUUCCGAGGGUUUCGUAUGUUUAUAUUGUUGAGCCGGUGGAGGAGGACGAGGCGUUUUAA
Molecule: messenger RNA, 441 nt
Organism: Aspergillus puulaauensis
Lineage: Eukaryota; Fungi; Ascomycota; Eurotiomycetes; Eurotiales; Aspergillaceae
Exons: 1
Coding region: 1-441 (146 amino acids)
Source: RefSeq, a predicted model, not a curated record